GGAAAUAAAUCCAAGAUCCAAGAUUUUUCAUUUUUGAUUUGUCUACUUGAAUGGACACUAAUUGAGCAGCUAUGGCCGCCCGAAAUCCUGGAACUGAUUUGGAUCUAAUGUGGGUUGAUUCUGUAAGGGUCAACAAACCUGCUGUAUUCAAAAGAGCAAAUGAGAUCGGGACAAGAAGAGGAGUCAAGAAAAAUUAUCAGGUUGCAUGGUUGUUGAAGGCAGCAACAUGCAUCGACCUGACAACUCUAUCAGGAGAUGACACUAUUACCAACGUUCAGAGGCUUUGCUUCAAAGCAAAGAACCCUAUCAGAAGGGACCUGCUAAAUGCUGUGCAGAUGCAACACAGAGGUCUCACAGUAGGAGCUGUAUGUGUGUAUCCAUCUAGAGUGUGUGAUGCUGUGAAUGCUCUCAAACAGGCUGGUGCUCCUCAGAUCCCAGUAGCUUCAGUUGCAACAGGUUUCCCUGCUGGCCAGACACCCUUCAAAACAAGACUGGCUGAGAUUCAGAUGGCUGUAUCCGAUGGAGCAAAGGAGAUUGACAUCGUCAUCAACAGAGCAUACGCACUGGCUGGAAACUGGAAAGGUGUCUAUGACGAGGUGAGGUUAUUCCGAGAAGCUUGUGGUGAGGCACAUCUUAAGACCAUCCUGGCGACAGGUGAACUUGGGACUUUGGUCAAUGUUUAUAAAGCCAGCUUAGUUUGCAUGAUGGCAGGCGCUGAUUUCAUCAAGACAUCAACAGGGAAGGAAGCAGUUAAUGCUAUUCUACCUGUUGGCCUGGUGAUGGUCAGGGCUAUCAGAGAGUACUAUCAUAGGACAGGAUUUAAGGUUGGUUUCAAGCCAGCCGGAGGAAUCAGAACAGCGAAGGAUUCUUGUGUCUGGCUUGCUCUCAUGAAGGAAGAGCUUGGCAACGAUUGGCUGACUCCAGAACUCUUUCGUUUCGGAGCAAGCUCACUCCUCCUUGACAUAGAGAGACAGAUCUACCACAACGUAACAGGGCGCUAUGCUGCUGCUAAUGAACUUGCUAUGGGAUAAGGGUCUUUAUCAUGUGUUUGUUUCAUAUAUGUGAAUAUAUCUUGUAUUAUCACAACCUUUUUUAGAUCAGGAAUAAAUAAUACCUUCAUUUUCAUCAGUACUCUUUGGUUUAAAUCAAAUCUGCUACUGAAUAUAUAUUUUUAAUUUCCCCUAUUUUUUAAGAAUUAUUGAAAAAUUUAGAAUCAGAAACUUUACUACAUGAUAUUUUGUCGAUAGUGGCAUACGUUUCUAGGUAUGGUGGAUCUGGACCACUCUCAACAAUUUUGAAAGCCUUAUACAGGGUAAACUUUUUUCAGACUUUAAAGUAGUUCCUAAAGAUUGGUCUUAUUUUGGGCAGAAAUGGAUGUCAAAGUACGUUAUAUUUCAGCCUUUAAAGGGAAAGAUCAUGUAAUGAUCAGGACUAAUGCCGAACUUAAUGCAUUUUUAUCUCAUUUUUGUUAUGUUUAGCAGACUUUUUGCCAUUUCAAUAAUUAAUCACUCCUAACAUUAAUGUGUCCUUUUGAAUGUAACUUUAAGUACUGGUAAUGACAGAAAAUAGAAUCUAGCCAAACAUAUCCUGUAUAGUCAAUGCUAAGUAAAUAUCCUGUUUUGUCAAAGGAUGGUUAUCUACCGUCCAAUUGUCCCAGUCAUGGAUUAUAUGAAAACGUGUGUACAUACGGUUUUAAUCUGAGUAAAAGGGCAAUUGUCUGUAUUAAGAUCUUGAGUGGGUCUAAGUCUUCCAUUUUGAAAAGAAGCAAUCCAAAUAGUCUUGAAAGACAGUUUUCUUAAAUAUGAAUUUUUGUUCUUUGAAAAUUUGUGAACAAACUUAUUUGUUUUUAAUUCAUCAUAGUGAAUAGACUUGAAGUAAGCCCUAUUACAGAUAUCAUAAAAUAGUUUUUAGUGUUUUUCCUGAAAGCAUUGAUACGGUUUAUCCAAAUCCAGAUUUGAAUAUGUUAAAUUGAUAUAGAAAACAUUAUUAGAUGCUUAAUAUGGUUGUUUCUAAGUGCACAAAUACAAUACUAAGUCUGCAAAAAGAUGGCCAGUUAUUACAUCCAUGUAUAAAUGUAUAUUAUGUAGGAACCAGUAUAAUCAUAUUUUUAUGAAUUUCGAUCAUGUACCUGUUCAUGUAUAAACAAAAAGAAAAUUGCAGUGCAUCUAAUUUUAUACCAUUUUGAUGAAAUCAUUCAGGUGAAAUAAAUGGUUUGUCAAGCAUCAACAAA
This is a messenger RNA of Strongylocentrotus purpuratus (purple sea urchin), 2230 nucleotides long. It is a transcript of the gene dera, whose product is annotated as deoxyribose-phosphate aldolase. The record is from RefSeq and is a predicted model, not a curated record. Lineage: Eukaryota; Metazoa; Echinodermata; Echinoidea; Camarodonta; Strongylocentrotidae. Gene Ontology annotation, molecular function: deoxyribose-phosphate aldolase activity. Gene Ontology annotation, cellular component: cytoplasm. Gene Ontology annotation, biological process: deoxyribonucleotide catabolic process; carbohydrate catabolic process. Bases 72 to 1031 code for a protein of 319 amino acids. The transcript has 8 exons.